This is a messenger RNA of Colletotrichum spaethianum, 783 nucleotides long. RefSeq lists its product as uncharacterized. The record is from RefSeq and is a predicted model, not a curated record. Bases 1 to 783 code for a protein of 260 amino acids. The transcript has a single exon. Lineage: Eukaryota; Fungi; Ascomycota; Sordariomycetes; Glomerellales; Glomerellaceae.
AUGACCCGUCUCUCCAUCGCCCUUGCCGCCCUCACGGCCCUCCUUUUCAGUAUCAUCGACACGGCAUCCGCCGGCAGACUCUCCAACUAUGGUGUAUGGAAGGGCACAGCAACUCUCUUAAGCGCAACCCCGGGUCAGACAGACAGGUCGACAGUCUACGCUUUCCUCAGCAUCUACGACGGCAUCUCCUAUCGUGCGGGCAACGACCCAGGCCCGCCACGUCCGCGCGACAUCGCCGCCGCCUUUGAUCUUAAAGCUCCCUUCCCCGAGGACGACCGUGUCGUCUACUGGAUCAACCGAAACUUCACACACCCGCUCGCCGAUGAUGGCUUCGAUCUUGUGAACCUCAAGCCCGGGUUUCACAACAUUUCUCUCAAUGUCUCCGAUUUUCUUAAAGCCCCACCCUCUCUGGACCUUUUUCGCGACAAGCUGGUCGAAGUUGAAGCCGCGCAGCUGGCAUCCUACGACGACCCCGACCUCGCAAUCACCGACGUCAUUGUUUCCUUUUUCGAGCCCGCCGUCGAGAACCUUGCAGAUGUAUGGGUGUGGGGCCAAAGAUCGGAGAACGGAAACGGGCUGGGCCUGCAUCACACGCACAUGAAUCAGGGUGGCCUGGGCCGGCUUUCCGCCGAGAAUGGCAUUCGCCAGGAUGGAGGUCUGAUUGUCAAGUAUUAUGAUCACUGGGAGGCGCUCUUUUUGGCAUUCCCUCAGCAGGCUGUCGCGACAGAUCAGAUGGGUCAGCCUUUGGGCGUCACUUUUGCAGAUCUUUUUCCUGUGGUAUGA